UCUUGCACCCGCUUACACCCUUAUUUUUCGCAAAAUUAAUUCGCCUAUCUGACAUUGAAUUUGACAUUUGUAGUGAAGUGACACAUAACAAUAAUGAGUAUAAUUAAAUAAAUAUUCGUUACAAAAAUAACGUUAUGUACCCUACCGAUUUAAAAAAUGGAACGAUAAAACUGAAUCCAUUCACAGCCAACCACAACAUUAUGUUGAAAACUAUUCAAAACCUGUGCUAUAAUAAAAAUAACAGCGGUUUUAAUAUGACGUCACCUUUUCUGGUAGAUAAUAUACUGCAUCAACAGAAAACGGUGAAUUUUCACAAUCAAUUUUUGAAUCAACAAUUAGAAAGCUACAUGCAAAGCCAAAGUUAUUCGCGAGAAAACUCCCCAGAUGUUGAUGACACAAAAAUAGGUGAAAAUGACGAGGAAAAUAGGACAGAUGAAAUCGAAAAAGGUGAUGACGAUGAUUCAAAGAGUCGAGACGAAGAGUUUAAUAUGAAAAACGAAACGGGGUACUACAACCACGACUUUUAUAACAGAAAUGAAGAGAGGAAUGAGAAAGAGGUAUUAAAUAUACCGAAUCUUACUCGGAGAUGUCACUGUGGUUCUUUUGAAUGCCCUCCUUUUGCUUGUAAGAAAUCAGGGAUCCGUCGAUUGGAGGAGUUAGAGAAACGGUUCAACUUGCAUAGUUACCAGGAGAACUCUGGCGAUGAAGAUGGGAAGGAGAGGUUUAACACUGAGGACAUGGUUAGGAGUUGUGAGGACUAUACGGUUGAACAGAAAAAGCCGUUGCUUAAAUUUAGUGUUAGUGCGAUACUUGGGGACCAAUACCGGGACACUGCUAAGAGUAACGUUAACGAAUACCGGCAACCAGUGCUCGGCAACCCGUGGCCGAUCGCGAAGCCGAUCGCCAGCAGACCGAUCCCAGUACAACAUCAGCACUUGCAGCAUUUACUGGCGCACUGUCACCAUCCGUAUUUAGCCGUAAGGCCGGCGCAGGCGCAUACCCAAGUGUUUCCACUUCCCGGGGGUUUUCCAUGGGCACACAGUUCGAGAGGGAAACCCCGUCGCGGCAUGAUGCGGAGGGCUGUAUUCUCGGACCUGCAGCGAAAAGGGCUGGAAAAGAGGUUCCAGGUGCAGAAGUACAUCUCCAAACCUGACAGGAAGAAACUGGCUGAGAAGCUGGGCUUGAAAGACAGCCAGGUAAAAAUCUGGUUCCAGAACCGUCGCAUGAAAUGGCGGAACUCCAAAGAACGGGAACUCCUAGCGUCCGGUGGUUCGAGGGAGCAAACUCUACCCAACAAGAACAACCCCCAUCCUGACCUAUCAGAUGCGGAGGCGGAUAAACAGAAACUGUCGCCAGCACCAGGGAAUAAUGAAGAGGAGGAUAUAAAAAAUAAAAUGUACGCGUCCACAUCGAACUGUCAAAGUGACAGCUACCGAUAUGACGACAAGAUGUCGGGUGGUUCGUUGUUCGCGCGGGAAAACGUUUACACGAACGAAGAUGGCGACGACUUUGACAGCGACGCCAGCGCAUCGGAUGAGGAAAUUAAUGUGACAUGACCUGUUUGAAAGAUUUAAGUGAGAUAAUUUUAAAUCUAAGCUAAAUUAAAUUUUCCCAUCUCAACCCAUCUCCAGUCUCCAUCUCCCUCUACUGAACACGGAUCUCCUCUUAGGCUCAGAUCUAUAGAGCGCACUUUG
Molecule: messenger RNA, 1694 nt
Organism: Maniola jurtina (meadow brown)
Lineage: Eukaryota; Metazoa; Arthropoda; Insecta; Lepidoptera; Nymphalidae
Gene: Dbx
Exons: 6
Coding region: 135-1556 (473 amino acids)
Biological process (GO): regulation of transcription by RNA polymerase II
Molecular function (GO): DNA binding; DNA-binding transcription factor activity, RNA polymerase II-specific
Source: RefSeq, a predicted model, not a curated record